Messenger RNA from Vigna unguiculata (cowpea), 5700 nucleotides. Its product is annotated as putative pentatricopeptide repeat-containing protein At1g64310. Gene Ontology annotation, molecular function: RNA binding; protein binding. NCBI's taxonomy places the organism in Eukaryota, Viridiplantae, Streptophyta, Magnoliopsida, Fabales, Fabaceae. The record is from RefSeq and is a predicted model, not a curated record. Gene Ontology annotation, biological process: RNA modification.
UUUCAAUCUCUAUUUUUGCUUGGAUUUUCGAUUUGGGGCAUUGGGGUUUUGGUUUGGGCUUAAAAUCCGAAAGCCAACAACAUGUUUUUGUGUCAAUUCGUCUCGUUCUUCGAACUCGGUGACUCGCUCUCGAACUCGCGAGUUUGGUACGAGUCGACGAGUUUACUCCGAGUUCAUUACGAGUUUGAAAAAAAACGAGUUUAUAUGCGAGUUAACCCGUGAACACUGUCAUGACUCGCAGACUCGUACGGGUGUACGAGUCAACCCGCGAGUUUGAUAACCAUGGUUGCAGCCAUUAAUUUAAAAACCAAAAUAUCAGAGGAGAGGGUGGACUAAAUGGAUUGAACUCAGUUGCUAAAACAUAUUUAAACAAAAUCUCUUUGCUGGUGCAGUUCACUCCUUUUAGUCCUACUAUGUGAAAGAAAAGAGUGGCAUGCUAAAUGAAAGUGCUCCUUGUAAAUUAUAAGAACUACACACUGAAGUUUUGAGAGUAGCAGAGUGUGACUCUUGCAGCAAAACUCUUGCAGCAUAAAAUGAAAGCAGAGACAUGCAAGGAUUACAUAAUAAUCGUAAACUUUGUGGCCAAAUUAUGCGUGCAAUGGGUUAGGUGGCAUGAUGUUUGUUGCUAUAUUUAAGCAUGAAGGGAAUAUAGUUGUAAAGAACACUCUUAAUUGCAAAUAUGUACUAUCUCUAAUAGAAAUUUAAUAGUUGUGAUCAAUCAUUUUUCUUUUUUUCCUUGAUUAUUGUUUUCUGAUCAUAGGUUGUACUAUAUGAAAUCCAUUAGUUAUGUCUGUUACUAAAGGCUUACUUGGAUAAAGACUAUCAAAAGUCUUCUCUCUCAGGAGUAGAGCUUCUCUAGAUUUUUUUCAUCUGCUUUAUUUUGUAUAUUUAAAUAUAUUUUACUUAAUUAUUUCUUCUUUUGGAUUGUAUUUAGUGAAUAUUCUUCCUCUGUGUGCUCUCAUUUCCUUUUUAUUAGCAGAAAUGAAGAGAAAACACACUGAUCUCAUGUACUGGGUGGGAGUCAUAACAUUUCCUUUGGUUGUCAAAUAGGAAACAAAAUGGAAAAGAGAAGAAUAUUUUGUUUAUAAAGUCAACUUUUAUUUUUCAUCAAAUAAAGAGGAAUCAUUAUUUGUGUUGUUUUUCCUGUUUUUUUUUUUUCUUUUCCAAAUAGACCAAUAGAUUUUUAUGACUAACUUCUGAGUUGCUCUCCAUAAGAUAUGUUUUAGCCUUUUGUGUUCAUCUCUAAAGGUGUGAUUCUCGAGAUUAUCAGACAAUUAUAUGUAGUGACUGUUUUCAAAUUUCAAAUAGAAUGUCAAUACAAAAAUAAUUCCAUAGAAACUUCUAAUUUUAAUCGAACUUAGGAAGCAACAUUAUUUAGUUGCGCAUUAUUAAAGCACCAUUUCUUCAAUUGGCUUACCAGUACUGCUUUUUUUUUCUUGUGAACAAAACAAGAACUGUUAGAAUAUCAGUAUCAAACUUAAAUGAGUUAAGGACCAAAGGCCCAAAGAAGAUAAUGGACUCAAUGUACAUCAUGGAGAUCACUUUCAAAUUCACGUGAUUUCUGUAGUCUCUUUCAAACUUGAAAUGAAAUUUCUUAAACGAGGCAUGGAAUAAAUUAGUCAUUCAGAGUCACAGAAUUCCCUCCUAGAUUAAUAGGUGCACUGGCAGAAACAUUUUAGGAGUAGUAGCUUUGAAAUUAAUUAAUUACGAAAAUUCACCAAAAGGAGACACACUAACAAGAAAAUUGUGAUACUACUUUAUUGUAUAUGUCAAAAUGUAUGAGUUGGUGUGUAGAGUGUGUUCCCUUCAUGAACGUACCACCCAAAUAUGAGUUGGUUAUAAUAAGCACCUGGAUUUUAAUUUUUUUUUUAUAAUUGAAUAAAUCAGUUUGAACUAUUUUCACGUAAGAUAUAAACUAUUUUUAUAUCUUAGAAAGAUUCCCUUUACUUUCCUUUCACCGCACACCAUAAACCUUUUUCUUUUUAAUUUGCUUCUUGCCAGGCCAGUGUGAUAAAAUCUUUAGAACUGAUAAUUGAAAUGCAUUGCCCUAAACAAAAAGUGUGGCCAUUGCACUAGGUUUCUUUUUUGGUGUUAAAGUAGUGGCAGGUUUUCCUAUCUAAGUCUUUUCUUCCAAUCAAUGACUCAUAAUUGUUGAAAUAACGUUGAUGAUGAGAGGAAAGUGGAGUUGAUGAUGAAUGUUAAUAAUUGAUAAUGCAUGCAUAAAUGCAAGAGUAGAAGUAGUACUAUGAUGUGAGGGCAUGAAAGAGUGAAGAACAUAAAUUAGAAAGCGCUGAAGGAGAGAGACAGAAGAAACAAAUCUAUAAGCGAAACGAUGUGUUGGCUCUCUCAACAGCUGAACAUUAAAUUGGACAGAGUUCUGAGUCUCCUUUCUUGUUCCCACCAUUAAAUUGGGCAGCCUCUUUUUGAAUUUCAACCAUCUUUUAAUUAAAACCUUCAUACCAAUCUUCACAUACGUUGCUAUAAGAAAAGAGAGACAAUACAAACAAUUGUAAGUAUUAGUGAAACAAUAAGUUUGUAUAUAAUUACUCUAAUUAUUUUAUCUGUCAAAUUUAGUUAUUUGCUUUUGCUUUUGUACUCUACCUACUUGUUUUUAUGUUAUUUUUCUUUUCUUUCCUAUGUGUCAGACAAACGUAUCUCUGUUUUCUCCCAAUUGCUUAAGCUUAAAAGUUUCUCUACAUGAUGUGUGUUGAAGUGUCACCUCUAUUGAAUUACUUUAUGUCGACUUAUUUAGUUUCUCAGAUUGGAAGAUUGGGGAUGGGGAAAUCGAGUUGUUAUAUUUUCUGAUAGACGUAAGUAGAAGAGACAGCACAAGAAGGGAAGAUCCUUUUGUUUUUGUUUUGCAGAGGUUUUCAUUCUUGGGAAGACUUUUGGAUAGGUAAUAUCGAUCUUCUGUGCAUCCUUCCAAGACCCAUGGCCUUCAUCUUCUAUUUCCUUUCCUCCAUCAAAUCCUUCACUGCAUGCAACAAUUUCCAUAAUCACCUGCAGCUACAAAAUGUUCAAGUACUCCAAUAGAACCCGUCUCCCUCUUCGCCGAAGGCGCAGACUCCAUUUUUGCCGACCAGCGCCUCUGUUUUAUGCAUAAACACCAACACCACCUUCCUGAAGUUAACAUUGUAAUCUUAAUGUUCAUUCCGUUUGAAUGGCUUCAUUCCGAACUCAGCAACAUUUGUAGGUCCCUCUUGAGGGUGAAGCAGUUACACGCAUUCCUUUUGAAGACCCAUCUCUCAGAAGACCCUUUUUACGCAACAAAAAUUCUCAGGCAGUAUGCAGUCAACAGCGACAUCAACUCGGCCCAUCAUGUGUUCGACAAAACUUCCGACCGAAGUGUCUACCUUUGGAAUUCCAUGAUUCGAGCUUUCGCGCAGUCCCAAAGAUUUUUCAGCGCAAUCUCUCUGUUUAGAACCAUGCUUGGGGCUGACAUAAGUCCUGAUGGUCACACUUAUGCUUGUGUUAUACGUGCGUGUGCUGACAACUUUGAUUACGGUAUGCUAAGGCGUGUUCAUGGAGGUGCUGUGGCUGCAGGAUUAGGACUGGACCCUGUUUGUUGCAGUGCACUUGUGACUGCUUAUUCAAAACUUGGUCUUGUUCAUGAAGCGCGUAGAGUGUUCAAUAGGAUCACUGAACCAGAUAUAGUUUUAUGGAAUUCAUUGAUUUCUGGCUAUGGGAGCUCUGGUCUAUGGGAUGUGGGGAUGCAGAUGUUUAGUGCGAUGAAACUUGUCGGGAAGAAGCCUGAUGGAUAUACCCUGGCUGGGUUGCUUGUGGGUAUUGUAGAUUCUGGGGUGCUGAGCAUUGGCCAAGGAUUACAUUGUUUAAGUCAAAAGAGUGGGCUUGAUGCUGACUCUCAUGUUAGUAGUUUGCUGGUGAGUUUUUACUCGAGAUGUAAGUGUAUGGAUUAUGCAUACAGAGUCUUUUGCAGUAUUUUGAAUCCUGAUUUGGUCACAUGGUCUGCUCUUAUUAUGGGGUAUUCUCAGGCUGGGGUGUUUGAGAAAGUGCUGUACCUUUUUUGGAAAUUAAACAUGGAAGACAGGAAGGCAGAUACUGUCUUGGUUGCCAGUGUAUUGGCUUCUAUUGCUCGGACGGCAAAUGUAGGACUUGGGUGCGAGGUACAUGGAUAUGCUCUUCGGCAUGGAUUGGAACUAGAUGUCAGGGUCUCCUCUGCUCUAAUAGAUAUGUAUUCAAAGUGUGGUUGUUUGCAGUUGGGAAUUAGUGUUUUCAGGAUAAUGCCAGAGCGGAAUGUUGUUUCUUAUAAUUCUGUAAUUUUGGCUUUUGGCUUGCAUGGAUAUGCUUAUGAGGCUUUUAAGGUGUUUGAAAAGAUGCUGGAGAAAGGAUUGGUACCUGAUGAAGCCACAUUCUCUUCUCUCCUUUCUGCCUGUUGUCAUGGUGGCCUCGUCAAAGAUGGUCGCGAGAUUUUCCGGAGAAUGGAGGAAGAAUUUAACAUCAGACCUAGGGCUGAACACUAUGUUUACAUGGUGAAGCUCCUUGGAAGUUCUGGGGAGUUGGAAGAGGCUUACAGUCUGAUCCGGUCUUUACCAGAACCUGUAGACAAGGCCAUCCUGGGAGCCUUAUUAUCUUGCUGUAAUUCUCGCGGAAAUUCUGAGCUGGCAGAAACUGUAGCACAGCAGCUUUUUGCAAAUAAUCCUACCGAUAAUGUAUACAGAGUUAUGCUUUCUAAUAUAUACGCGGGUGAUGGGAGGUGGGAUGAUGUUAAGAUGUUGAGGGAUAAAAUAACAGGACGUAUGAGAAAAAUGCCCGGACUAAGCUGGAUUGAAAGCAGUUAGCCAGUUGCCUCUCUUUCCUGAAACAGAGAGGAUUCUCCAAAAGUUAGUUUCAGUGGCUGAUCUCACUCAAGUGCUGCCUAUAUGUUCUCUUGCUUGUGUGGUUGCCAAGCAUCUUUCAUCUCUUUCUGCAUCUCAUGUCGGCUGUUUCAAGUUUUAGGAAAGCUGUAUGACCAACCAAUGACUUCCUUUCCAACGUCCCCUUUUAUACUUGGGUCCCAAUGUCAAUCUUCAACAAGGUUAAAGGGGCCGUUUCGUAGGAAAACUCAACCAUCUCAUUGUCACCAUACCUGGCAUCACCUUUAUAGUUAGUGUAUCAUGAUCAUACAAGAGACCCACUUCUAGGUAAUGUGGUCUUAUGGGAGGAAAUUUCGUUUAAUUGAGGAGAAAGAAGCAUAACAUAUUUGUGGUUGAAAAUUGUGCUACGGUAUCGUUUGCAUGCAAGUACGUGGCUAAAUUAGGAGACAUUCAAUAUAUGAAAUUUAUAUGUGACAAUCAAGUUGUAUUUCUGAUAGGCAAUACAUCAAAUCCAAUCUUUCUUGAUCGGGCCAAACACAGAUAGAUUGCUACUAAGAAAAAAAUCUAUUUUAAGAGGAAUUUAUAAGUGACUUUGUCAACUCUAAUGACUGGUUGACCGACAUUCUCAGCAAGUUCUUGGAAGCUUUCAUCAUGAUUACAUUUUAGCAAGAUUGUGCUUUAACCUGGAGAGGAGUGUUAUAUUUGAAAUAAUUAUCCCCAUAAAUAAGUGUUGUUGUUACAACAAUUUAGGAGUUUAAUUAUUCUUUUGUAUUUGUGAUUGAUUUUGUUGUACCCUAAUGUGCUCACAUACAACACAAUAUUCAGAUAUGUUCUUUUUUGUAUGAUAGUUUACAAAUAAAGUACCACAUAAGUGAUUUGGUCGUUA